GACAGAUGUUUGUUGAGGGCAAGCCGUCUCAUUCAAUGCCGAGUACCGGAGGAAGACGGCGCGUUUGGACUGUUCACCGGCAGAGGAGAGCUUCGCUGACUGAAACAUGUCGGGCGAAAAGGCGACGAGUCCGUGUAACAAAUUUCAAGCCAACAUUUUUAAUAAAAGUAAAUGCCAGAACUGCUUCAAGUCCCGCGAACUGCAUCUGUUGAACGACCAUGACAUGGAGCAGGCAAAGCCCAUCUAUGGAGGCUGGCUGUGUUUGGCUCCUGAGGGGACAGACUUUGACAACCCGAUGCAGAGGUCAAGGAAAUGGCAGCGGCGCUUCUUUAUCCUGUAUGAACACGGCAGCCUGAGCUUUGCCCUGGAUGAACUGCCGAGCACGUUGCCACAGGGGACGGUGAACAUGAAUCUGUGCACAGAGAUCACUGAUGCAGAGCCCAGGACGGGCCAGAGAAACGCACUCUGCAUCGUCACGCCGGAGCGGGAAAUAUUCAUCCGUGGCGACAACAAAGAGAUCAUCAACGGGUGGAGUGAACAGCUUGCCGUCUAUCUGCAGACUAACAGGCAGAAUCAGAAGAAAAAACGGAAAGUGGAACCCGUUGCCACUCAGGAACCAAGUCCAGCAAAGAUGGCUGCAACUGAUCCAAGUUUUUCUGAGAUCGCUGCAGAAUCCGGCCGGUGGCAGGAAGACCAGCGGGGCAGGGGACCGGGUGUAAGCCCCAUGUGGACCGUGACAGACAUGGAUCCCCCAGGCCUGGACAAGACCCCUGCAGGCAACACAUCUGCCUACCUGUGCCCAGUGUCCACGGACUCUCCGAGCUUGGAUGUUAGUGUUGUUACUCCAGUUGGAUCUUUGGACUUGGUGGCUGGUGGGAACAGUAACAGCAUCCAAACAUCAGUGAACAACAAGAACCAGAGCCAGGACAUAAAGUCAGAAAGGAAUCAGGGCUCAACAGAGCGGCUGCUGGGAUUGCAGGCGGCCGAGAAAGAGCAGGAAGUGGGGACGGCCGUUUCCAGGAAGGGCAGGAGUGAAGCUCGCAUCAACAAACGAGAGAAACUUCAGUCAUGUGGAGACAUAGCCCGACUGACUGCUCCCCCACCCCAGAGACGAUCCCGGUCUCUGGACCGUAGGACGUCGGACACCGUCAUGACGCCAGAUUUAUUAAACUUCAAAAAAGGCUGGAUGGUCAAACUGGAUGAAAAUGGACAGUGGAAGAAGUUUUGGUUUGUGCUGUCGACUGACAGUCUGAGGUACUACAAGGACUCAAUAGCUGAAGAGGCUUCAGACCGUGAAGGAGAAAUCGACCUAACAAAGUGUUUUAAUGUGUCUGAGUAUGAGGUGCAGAGGAACUACGGCUUUCAGAUCCACACCCCAAAGGGCGUCUACACAUUGUCAGCCAUGACUUCUGGGAUACGAAAGAACUGGAUCCAGGCGCUGAUGAAAAACGUACAUCCAGCUAACGCCCCCGAUGUGGCCAGUUUACCUGGCCACCGCGGCCCCUGCAGCCCACCUGAAGGCCUCCUCAAACCAGAUGUGACUCAGGACUCUCCCUCCGCUGACGUCUCAGCAGACAGAGAGCCUCACCCCAAACACAGGACUGUGAUGGAGCGACGGCGGGAAGGACGCUACAAAACUUUCGACUGGGCUGACUUCAGGCCUCGGAACAGGCCGGACUCAGAGUCUGAGAGGACUAAAGCUCUGUCCUCGCUGGAGAUGGGUGACCUGGAGAGGAGGAAGAGGCGGGAGGAGAGGAGGAGGAGGUACGAGAGCAUGCUGGGCAUCUCUCUGGGUUGGGAGGUGACUGGAGAUAAAACAUCAGAGGGCAGCGUGAGAGCACUGAGUCCAACAUCACAGCAGAGAGUGGAGGAAGAGAUAGAAGAGUGUUGGACGCUGGUGGAGAAGACGGUUUUCAGACAGGACAGGACCGUCCCGCUGUGUACUGAAGACAAAGACUGUGUGCAGAUGGAGAGGCUGCUGGACAGCUACAGGAAGGCGGUGGAGGAUCUGAAGGCCCAGCUGGCAGAGUCGGAGCACCGCAGACUGGAGCUGGAGGCUCAGCUGACUUCUGCAGGAUUUUAUCAGCAGCAGCCGGACCCCCCACUAAGCUCUGAAGCAGUUUUUUGCCAGUCGGACACAAAUGAAAAGCCAUCACAGACCCUGAGGGACACAUGUGAAGAAACCAGAGAGCUGGUACGACAGCAGGACGUUAUCAGACUGAGCAUGCAGGAGCCCACACCCAGCAUCUGGCUGCAUGAUACAGAGGGAAACUUACAAGAAGCGGCAGAUUUACUUCCCGAGACAGUCGCCACACCUUUAUUAUCACCUGCCUCAGACAGCCAAGACUUACGUUCUCAGGGUGAUGAAGAAACCAACCAGCUGAAUGGAGGAGACUGUCAGGAGGUUCCCAGCUCAGAAACUCAAAUAAAUGACAGCGGCUAUACCUCACUAAUCCUGGAGAAGCCUGCAGAGAGAGACGACGACUCCCUAAACUGCUGUGUGGAGCAACAUAUCCCUCCUGACCAGGCGGUGGUGAGGAAGCUUUCUCAACAGGUGGAGCUGCUCACGAGCCAGAAUGAGGCUCUCAACCAGCUCAACCAGGAGAUGCUAAACCAACUGACAGAGGCAGACCGCGAGAUAGAGAGGCUGAAGGUGGAGCUCAGCAGCAGGUACGAUGAACCCCAUCACCUCCCCGAGGUGGAACAGCUGGGACAAGCAGGAGUGAAAGAUCUGGAGAGGGAGCUGUGCCUGAGAAACCAGCAGCUCCUGGAGGCUCAGACCUUCAUCACUUCCCUGGAGGAGAAUCUGAGGGAAACGGAGGCGCUGCUGCAGCUGAACGUUUUGACAGAAACAGAAGGAACAGGACAGGAGAAGGUAGAGUGUGCAGAGAAAGCCGAGGGAUAUCUGCUUCGAUGUUUGGAGGCCUCUGAGGCCAAGCUGAUGGAGCUGGAGAGGCAGCUCAACCAGUCAGAGGUGACCUGCAGGGAGCUCCAGACGCAAAACGAGGAGCUGAAGGAGGCUGAGAAACUUUACUGGCAAACAGCAGCAGAGGCGGAGGCUGACGCCAGGAGGUUGAAUCAGGAGUUGGAGAAGGAGAGGUUGAAAGGGAACAGAUGUGUUUCUGGUGAAGAAAGGAUGCAGAAAGUGACAGAAGUGAUACUCGUGAGGUUGAACGCUUUGGAGAAAUUACUGGAGGUGAUCGACAAGUUGGACGUUGGUUUGAGGAAGGGGGAGGGUGAGGAGAAGAAGCCCACAGUGGUGAGCCAGCUGGAGUGGGAGGAAGAGUUUUGGAGUUCACUGCUCGACAAACUGAGUCCCUCCCAGCUCAAUGAGGAGGAACCUGUGGAAGUGCUUCUUACUGAGGCGACAGAACAAAUGAUAGUGGAGAAACAAAUGCUGCUGUUAGGACACAGUCUACUUUCUGAGACGGAUGAAGGGACGGACGCUUUGAAAGAUCGGCAUGUUAUUUGGAAUACUGCAAGUGCAACAGUGACAGAAACCAAGAAGACACAUGAAAGCAGGAUAUUUGAUUAUGAUAAUCAGCUCUGUGAGAUAAAACAGUUCAGAGUCAUCACACAGAUGAAAAUGUCUUUGCUGAACCACCUGGCCUCCUCUGUCAGCAGCUCUGCACAGGACAAACUCCAGAUGAUUGCUGACAGGCUGUCCGACGUCGGCCUUUUGGAGCAUCCCUGGUCUGGUUUCAUUCACUCCGCAGCUACUGAAGCGUUGUACUGCUGUCAUUUAAGUCGACUUCGGUCACAAUACGAGAGGGAGCUCGAGGAAGCCAAACAGGAACUGCUCGCUUCUCCUUUCAUCUGCAGCAAGUGUGUCGACUUGGAGGAGGAAAACCGGGAGCUCAGAGCGAAACUGUCAGACCUCGAAGAGUCGUCACUGGGUGAUAAGAUGAGCACAUCGUGUCAGACUGAAGAGAUUUACCCGCAAGACACAGAUACCGAGGUACAGGUAGCAGAUGAAAGUCUCGCAGAUAAAACCAUGCAAGAAAAUGUCGAAAAGACACCUGAAACACCAGAAGAAGAGACGAAUGAGUCUCUUGAGCUCGACUGCAUGGAAAUCCCACUGUUAUGUGUUGAGGGUCAGCCGGGAGAAGAAAACACGGAGGAAAGUGAUGCAUCGCACGAGGAAACAGAACCCAGCUUUAAGACGGAGCAAGUUUUACUGCUGAGGAGGAGAGUGGAGGAGCUGGAGGAGCAGCUGACGGCCGUGGAGGAGGUGAUGAAAGAAGAGUUUGAAGGGAAAAUGAGUUUCGUUCGGAUGCAUCACGAGAAGGAGAUGGAAAAGCUGAAGGUGACGUGCGAGCGCGGCUUUGCCUCCAUGGAGGAGUCUCACGUGAAGGUCGUGGAGGAGCUGCAGCGUCGACACCAACAGGAAGUGGAGCGCCUCCUGGUGGAGAGGGACCGGCUGCUGGAGGAGGAGAGCGCUGCGACCGCGACUGCAAUCGAAGCCAUCGAGAACGCUCACCGGCUGGAGCUGGAGAGGGAGGUGCAGAGGAGAUGUCAGUCUGAGAACAGGACAGGAAACGCACACCUGGAGGACGUUUACAGACAGCACACCGAGGAGCUGACCUCCUUCCAGCGGGAGCUCCAGGUUCUGUCUCAGCAGUUCACUCUGAAGUGUCUGGAGAACGGCCAUCUUGUGCAGGCUCUGGAUGCUGAGAGGAAGGCCUUGUGCCAGUGCCAGCAGGAAAACCAAGACCUGAGGACCAGAAACCAGGAGCUGAGCGGUCACCUGGCAGCAGAGAUCACCAGACUUUGCUCUCUGGCGAAGCAGGACGAGUUGCCGCUCAGUCAGGGGAUGGACGUGUAUGAAAUGGAGAUUACCCUGCGAGUGAAGGAGUCUGAGGUGCAGUGUCUGAAGCAGGAGAUCACGUCUCUGAAGGACGAACUGCACUCGGCGCAAAGGGACAAGAGGACGGCCACGAAGAAGUACAAGGACAUGCACACUGAGCUGAGCGUCAUGAGGGCCAAAGCAGAGAGAGAAAUGGACGAACUGAGAGAAAACCUGAGGCUGGCUCAUCGCGCUCUGGACCACACGUCACCCUGAAAAUGAUUUGAAAUAUUUCAUUUGAUUUCACCAUAACUUUAAAGUUUUCUCCUUUUAGUUUCGCCCACAAAGAAUGUAUUCAAAAUGAAUUUUCCCUCCAUAACCUCUUUUGUUUUAUUUACUAAAUCCAGACACUUUUACCCACAAUCCACUUCACACUCCUUUUUCAUUUCUGGUUUACGUUUAUGUCUAUUGUGUUCUAAGUUUGGAUCAGUUUAUAUUCACCUUUUAACACUGAAUUUGUGAUUAACAUUAACUUCUGAAAUGAUCCUGUGAAACUGCAAGUUUUUCAAUAUUUAUAUUUA
Messenger RNA from Scatophagus argus, 5367 nucleotides. Its product is annotated as myosin phosphatase Rho-interacting protein-like. Gene Ontology annotation, cellular component: actin cytoskeleton. NCBI's taxonomy places the organism in Eukaryota, Metazoa, Chordata, Actinopteri, Scatophagidae. Gene Ontology annotation, biological process: actin filament organization. The transcript is spliced from 22 exons. The coding region runs from base 107 to 5062 and encodes 1651 amino acids. Gene Ontology annotation, molecular function: actin filament binding. The record is from RefSeq and is a predicted model, not a curated record.